Molecule: messenger RNA, 1285 nt
Organism: Papilio machaon (common yellow swallowtail)
Lineage: Eukaryota; Metazoa; Arthropoda; Insecta; Lepidoptera; Papilionidae
Exons: 2
Coding region: 209-1051 (280 amino acids)
Source: RefSeq, a predicted model, not a curated record
ACAUUCUUGAUUGGUCGCCAACGCCAACAUCCGAAGCCGAACAUCGAUCGUCGCGCAAUUUGUGGAACGAGGUCGACAUACUUGUAAACAAACAUUGGACACAACACCGGUUCUGAUUGGUUGCCUUGCUUAGUCUGUCCUUAGUUGGAGUUUUGUUCAGACGUGUAAUUGUAAAUAAAAGUAAUUAAUUUCAGUAAAAAUAGAUGAAAUGGCGUGGACAAAUAACAAUGUAUUAGAAUUUUUGGAUCUAUAUCGUAAAGAGCCAGUUCUAUGGGAUCCUAAAAACCCCGCACAUAAAACAAGAAGUGAUAUUGCGGCGGCAUGGAAUAGAAUCCAAAAUUCUUUUUCGUUGAAUUGUUCAGUGGUAGAUCUUAAAAAGAAAAAAGAGUCUUUAAUGACGUCUUUUAGAAUGCAUAUGAAUAGAAAAAAGAAAAGGCGUGGUGACUAUCAACCUACAUGGUUUUUAUUUUCACAUAUGGAAAGUUUUCUUGGCGGGAAUUAUGAAUGUGAUAGUACAAACCAACUUCAACAAGAGAAUUUCAAUAAUCCUACAAAUGCUCCAUCGCAUCAACAAAUGGUAACAGAACUAAAUGUUGGUGCAAGAAGUAAUACAAAUGAAAGUAGUAAUAAUGUGUCAAGAUAUUCAAUGACACCACUUCCUCAAGCAAAUGUUGAUAAGAGACCUAAGAAAAUCAAUAAUUCAAACUAUGUUUUUGUUAAGAAAGAUUUAAAAGAAGAAGCGCAGGAUCUUAAAAAGGAUACAGAGGCAAGAGAUUUUGAUGAAUAUGAUUUGUAUGGCCAACUAUUGGCUAAGAAAUUAAGAAAAUUGGAGGAACAUCAGCGAGAUGUUGCCAUGCACGAAAUUGAUAAUAUUAUGUUUAGGGCUAAAAUGCAAGGUAGCACGAGCCAAACACAAAAUUAUACGUCUUCUCCUUCACCGGUACAUCGGAAGAUGAAAUCACCAAUUUUCAUAGUGACACAGCAUACUCAUGAAUACGAAGAUGAAAAUAUACCAUAUCAAGAUCACAUGCAGCCGCAAGCACCAUCAUAGUUUUCUUAUGAAUAUUUAUUACACCUUUUGAAGCUCUAAAAUAUUAGGUUUAGUCCUAAAAGAAAGUUUUUACACUACAUAAUGUAUGUAUAAAACCUAUGUAGGUGAUAUAGGUUGUAUAAACCGACACACCUAUCUGAGCUGGUGGGCAUUAGUCAAACUAAAUUGUGAAAGCUCACUAGCGACUCCUUGUCAACGUCAAAAAAUGUCACAAAAUCCAUUUAUAGUGCUGUA